CCCGUAAAAUACAUGCAACAUGAUGUUAAGAAGUACACUUGCCUUAACUUCUUUUGCAAUACAACUCCAAUUCAAAGUCUGACCAGAGCUUGAUCGUAAAUUCUUCGUCAUCAUGGCUCCUUCUAGUUCUAUUAAGGCGUACGUGUGCACCUUGGCUUUGGCCUUUUUGUCCUUGGGCCAAUGGGUCUCGUCGCAGUCUUGCUGUCCAGAGGAAUCGUGGGGUGAACUAGCCAAGGAUCCGGAUUAUGUGGAACAGGGCGUGGUGGAACGCGUCCUAGAUAUGGAUUUGUAUCGGGUUGGGAACUCUUCGAAGUGCAUCAUUUGGAAUUAUGAUAUCUUCGGAUUCGACUCGGGACGGACGCGUCAAUUGGCGGAUUUAUUGGCCAGCAAAGGGUACAUGGUGAUCAUACCCGAUUAUUAUCGAGGCACGUUGAAAGAUCCAAGGGAGGGAGGAGUGAAAGACUUCAUUGUGGACCAAUCCAAUUGGAAUCAGCUUCAGAAAGACUGGGAGGACAUCACUGCUCCCUACGCAAAAGAGCACGGAGCCGAGACUUUUGGAGCUAUUGGAACCUGUUGGGGCUCUUACAUGGUACUGAGGCUCUCCGCCUACCCGGAAGUCAAAGCCGGAGUGUCGAUGCAUCCAAGUCAUCCCAAUAUCGCCCCCUUGGUUGAGGAGAGUGAACAGGAACUUUUAGAGGCAGUGGUGGGAACGCCCCAACUCUUCAUGCCCGCUGGAAGUGACGGCCAGAGCGUCAAACCCGGAGGGCUGGGUUCGCAAAUCCUGGGCGACGGUCUCAAGAUCGUGGAAUUCCCUACCAUGCAACAUGGAUGGACUGCCAGGGGCGAUUUGUCCAAUCCUGAUAUCGAGAAGGAGGUCAAACGAGCCAUGGACGAAGCCCUGGCCUUUUUUAAUGCCAAUUGGUAAACACGUGCAUUUCAUUCUUUCCCUUCAUCAAAUAUGACAUCAAUAAUGCAUUACUUCAAUUCA
This is a messenger RNA of Tigriopus californicus, 988 nucleotides long. RefSeq names its product carboxymethylenebutenolidase homolog. NCBI's taxonomy places the organism in Eukaryota, Metazoa, Arthropoda, Copepoda, Harpacticoida, Harpacticidae. The record is from RefSeq and is a predicted model, not a curated record. The transcript is spliced from 4 exons. The coding region runs from base 113 to 925 and encodes 270 amino acids. Gene Ontology annotation, molecular function: hydrolase activity.